Molecule: messenger RNA, 2766 nt
Organism: Aedes aegypti (yellow fever mosquito)
Lineage: Eukaryota; Metazoa; Arthropoda; Insecta; Diptera; Culicidae
Gene: gwl
Product: serine/threonine-protein kinase greatwall
Exons: 6
Coding region: 288-2606 (772 amino acids)
Biological process (GO): intracellular signal transduction; peptidyl-serine phosphorylation
Cellular component (GO): nucleus
Molecular function (GO): protein serine/threonine kinase activity; ATP binding
Source: RefSeq, a predicted model, not a curated record
GCGAAAGAGAAAACCGCUGCACAAAGAAGAAGCACCAGCACAAAAGCAGUUAAAAAUCCGUCUCGAGAUCCUUAUAAACGCGUGAUAAAAGUGUAAAAGUUUAUUGUAAAAUAAAGUUUAUUUAAUUGUAAUUGUAAUUUAUUAACGUUACGAUACCCUGUCAGUUGAGAUCAUUGCAAACGAAUUGACCGAAAAGGUAUUUGGGAUGUAAGUGCGCUGUGAGGUUGUUCGUACGUCCCAAGGAAAUUAUUGCCGUAAAAGACGAAGGCCUAAGCAAGGAACACACGAUGGAAGAACCGCACACCACUCCGAAGAAGAAAUUCAGCGGCCUGGAACAUCACGACGCAAUCUUUAAGACCCUGCAAAAUUUUACCGCCCCGACGAGUCCAAAGCUUCCGACGAUCAAGGACUUCAGCAUAGUGAAACCAAUUAGCCGAGGAGCUUUCGGGAAGGUCUUUCUAGGAUAUAAGAAAAAUGAUCAGGACAAGCUAUUUGCUAUCAAGGUGAUGCGCAAAUCGGAGAUGAUCAACAAGAACAUGGUAUCGCAGGUGAUCACCGAGCGGAAUGCCCUGGCCCUGUCCAGGAGUCCUUUCUGCGUUAUUCUCUACUACUCGCUGCAGACGAUUUCGUCCGUCUAUCUGGUGAUGGAAUACAUGGUGGGAGGCGAUUUGAAGUCUCUGCUGGCCAUGUAUGGAUUCUUCGAGGAAGCCGCCGCCAGAUUCUAUGCGGCCGAAAUAUGUCUGGCCCUGCAGUACCUGCACAAGCAUGGGAUCGUGCAUCGUGACAUCAAACCGGACAACAUGCUGAUUUCGGCUUCGGGGCACGUUAAGCUGACGGAUUUCGGGUUGAGCCGGAUCGAGAUGAGUCGGGAUCUGGAGAUUUCGGAUCUGAUAAACUGCUCGCCGAGUUUGAAUGCUAGGACACCUGGGCAGUUGCUUUCGCUGACGUCGCAUCUGUCAUUCGGUUCCCACGAUAAGCGCCUUCAGGAACAGCUUGAGAAGGACCGUUUGCAGCAAUCGUCGGAAAGUGAACUAGACAAUUCCUUUACGCAUUCCAAGCAGAACGAGAGCAAAAUGUCCGGCGUGAGUCCGUUCUUUUCCGCGGAGCAGAACGCUAGUUUGCUGGAGGAACUAAAAGAGGUCCAGAAAGUGGUGGACGGCAGAAUGACGGCGGAUAUGUCCUCGUCGUAUUAUACGUGCAAUUCCAGCACCGAGGGGAAGAGCAGCAGCGGAAGCUACACAUCUCUCAACGGAAACAAUGCCGAGUGCCGAAUGACGGACAGACAAAGCUGUGAUAGUAAGGAAGGCGCGGAUUGUGACAAAGAAAACCACCAGCAGUGUGGUAACAUUAGAUCGGUAAUGACGGAGAAAUAUAAGGAUUCGUUCGAUUUCCUAUUGCUUCCGGGGAACCACAAGUGUAAGACACACGUGAGCAAUGAUUCGGGAGUUUCCAGUCGGAAGAGCGACAUAUCGAACAUUCCGGCCGAGCUGUCGGCCAUCGAGCGGCCGACGGAUUGCUCCGGCCAUCACAGCAGCGGCAAUAAGGACUACUCGUGUUCGGAUUUUUCUCGCAGUUAUAGUAUGAGUAACAUAAAUGAAUCCUGCAAUUCGAGACAUCACUAUGAUUCACCGAUAAAGAACGGAAUCAGGUGCUUCAAGAGACCGGAGUACUUUAGGGGUAUAAAACGCAAACGGCACCCGGUGAGCCGGGUCGAUUCGCUAAUGUCGGACCCGGAUGGAAGCACUGCCAGCACCGGUCUCACCCAGGAAAUUGACGUGAUGGACAUCGGCAGCAGCACUCCGAAAAAACGAAAGGCAGCUUCCCCCAUCAAAGGUGUCCUCAAAGUUCGUUCUUUGUCCGACGACGAAAUGCCGGUUAACGAAAACCACGGAAAUGUAAUGUUCUCCACGCCGGUUUCCUCGCAGAAAAUCCGCCGCGAAGGUGGUCAGUUAGCUAAACUCAAAAACACCCGCUUCGUGUUGCCAUCAUCCGUCGAGCAGCUGCGGAAAUCGGAAGCCUUCAUCAAAAUCACCGACGAAUCCGUCAUGUCUCCCAUCUGUACAGGUAAUUCGUCCGUGCCCAAUGUAGGAACCACGCCUAAAACUGUCAAGACGCCAUUCAGGACACCAAAAUCGGUACGACGGGCUCCGAUCGAGUCCGAUGAGCGAAUACUCGGCACUCCAGACUACUUGGCUCCCGAAUUGCUUCUCCAGCAAGGCCAUGGCCCACAAGUCGACUGGUGGGCGUUGGGAGUCUGCUUGUACGAGUUCAUGACCGGUGUUCCCCCAUUCAACGACGAAACUCCCCAGAAAGUAUUCGAGAACAUUUUAAGCCGCAACAUCGAAUGGCCCCAAGAUGACGAAGCCCUCUCAGUGGAAGCGGUCGAAGCCGUGGAACAACUGCUGGAUAUGGACCCCACCACAAGGCCUCAGGCCGAUCAGAUGAAGGCUAUGGCAUUCUUCGAACUGGUCGAGUGGGACAACAUGGAAUCGAUGCCGCCGCCAUUCAUCCCGAACCCGGAUGACCCACAGGACACCGGGUACUUUGAGGCACGCAACGUGAUGCAGCAUUUGGUCUUGUCCAACUUCGACAUGGAUGCCUACUGACGGAGGACGGAGUUUGAGCCCGAAAAGCAGACACUGGGAUGUUUGUGUGCGAUGGGGUGGGACGGGCCCCGGUAAAAUUACGCGUAACAAUUGUAACCUGUUAUAUCUUUUAUUUGUAGGAAUAAGAAUUUGUGAUAAAUAAACUCGGUAUUAAAGACUC